UGCGCGCAAAGAGCGAAGCUGUAAAAUCACAACAAACCUUAAUACGUUUCCUCUGUUUUGAAACUUUUAGUACGAUUUUUGUCGUCACCGGGUUUAUCACGCGCAAUCCGAGAGCUCCACGCGCCGUCGUUGAUCGUUCGUUCGUGCGUUCGUUCGCUUUUUCGUGAAUUGUCUCGCGAUAUCGUCUAGUGGAUCAAUCUCAUUGUGAUACAGUGUAUAGAUUGGGCUGCUCUGGGUUAUUGGUAUUUCAUAUGCUUAGUAGUGUUUUAGAGAAAAAGUGUUUUAAUCAGUCUACAGUUUGUGUCAUACAGUGACGCCGUUAAUGUGAAUAAAAGAUCAACGUAACUUGAAUGAACAAACGGAAAUACAACAGUGUCGGUUUCGUUGUAUUUUCAACCCAAACUUUAAAACCAGUGCCUUUGAUGGUUUGAGCGAUAGAAAGCGAAAUUUUUACACCUUCCAUCCUUUCUCAUCGUCAGUGAUCAAUCAUGGCGAAAACGAUUCAUCACAUGAUGGGUCUUAUAGGGAUACUGACACUAGCUGUGACACGAAUCGAAGGGAUACGAGUGUACUGGAACACAAAUACAGGCCCCAUACAACCGCCUACCACUACACCCGAACCAGUGCCUAAACCACCAUUCAGAGCACCUGCGCCAGUGUGGGAGGACCAAUCAGCUGAUGUACCAAAUCCGAAUCCUUACAUAUACAUCCUUCCACCACCAUCGCGGCCCAAGUACAAUGACAUUACUCAGGAGCAACUAAAACAAAACCGAGAUGUCAUCAGUGCCUCAGCGGUUAAAAUCAUACCCGCCUCCAGCUCUACUCUCUCACCGAUUGGCCAGAUCAUCGACAAACCAGAGCAAAAUGCUCCACCCGUACAGCAAGCACCGGUAUCGAACGGCAGCCAGCCGCAGAACCGGAGUUAUUUGGCUACAUCAACAACAACUGCUCGACCUGCCGGCACCACCUCGGCACCAACGCUUCCGCUGCGAGUUCCUAGUUUAGCUGUUCAGUAUGUGCCCAACCAGGGCUUUAAGUACUACGCCGUUGUGCCAGGUCACAACGAGGAACCGAGCGGCAAGAGUGCAUACCUUAAAUCGAACGAUGCUCUGCUGGGCAAGUACGAUCGGUUUGACAAACCGAACGGAAGGUACAAUGCAAAGCUGAAGAAACACAAGGCUUUCGAGAAGGUGAAAUAUGCACCGUACUAUGUGCUAUUUGAUGCACAAAAACAACAGUACGUAUUGACGAGCGUCGGCCAGAAGACAGGUAACAAUCAGCUGUAAAGGAGCAGCAAAUCGUGCACAGCAAAGGAGCAUUCAGCAAACACCGGAAAGAUUGUUUGAGGCCCGUUUGUUACAUAAAAAACUGACUGAAGAAAACUUUAAAGCAGCAUUUCAACUGGGUGAAUCCAGUAUCCAGACAACACUACUGAGCCAUUAAUUUUCAUAGUAUUCUUAAAAUGCACCUUUUUGGAAAAAAAGAAUUUAUUGACGCUAGCUCUCUAUUCUCGAUGUGAGAAAAGGGAACUAGAUUUUUUCAAUUAUUUUCAGUUCUAAAAAUUUAUCGCAUGGCGAAACAUAAAGUUACUGAACAAUUUAAAUUGUGAAAAAAAUACAGAAAAAAUGUAAAUAAAACUAAUCAUAGGUAUGAA
Molecule: messenger RNA, 1654 nt
Organism: Wyeomyia smithii (pitcher-plant mosquito)
Lineage: Eukaryota; Metazoa; Arthropoda; Insecta; Diptera; Culicidae
Gene: GV1
Exons: 5
Coding region: 489-1286 (265 amino acids)
Source: RefSeq, a predicted model, not a curated record